GCAAGAAAAAGGUCCAACCAACGCUCCCUGAGAAUUCUCCACAGCAUACUGUAGGAUUAAGAUCUUCAGAGUGAUUUUUCAUCUCACUCACUCUCUGGUCAGAACUCUCUUGUGGGAUAACCCCUCUGAAGAUUGGACUGACUUACAACUUUUGAAACUGGACAACAUGGCACAACAGCAGUACUCUGAAAAAGACCCCACCAUUGAGCUCUUCAUAAAGGCAGGGCAUGAUGGAGAGAAUGUUGGAAACUGUCCUUUCUGCCAAAGGCUCUUCAUGGUGCUCUGGCUGAAGGGAGUCAAGUUUACAGUCACUACAGUUGACAUGCGAAAGAAACCAGAGGAGCUGAAAGACCUUGCCCCUGGGACUAAUCCCCCCUUCCUUCUAUACAACGGAGUCCUGAAGACUGACUUCAUCAAGAUCGAGGAGUUCCUGGAAACAACUCUGGCUCCACCAAAUUACCCACACCUCAGCCCGCUUAACAAAGAGUCCUUUGAUGUGGGUGCCGACAUCUUCGCCAAGUUUUCUGCCUUCAUCAAAAAGAGCCCAAACAACAGCUUACAAGAAAGAGCUUUGCUCCGGGAAUUUAAACGACUGGAUGACUACCUAAACACCCCUUUGCCGCAAGAGAUAGAUCACAACUCAACAGAAAACAUCACAGUUUCCACAAGGAAGUUUCUGGACGGCAACAGCUUGACCCUGGCAGACUGCAACCUGUUACCCAAACUACACGUUAUCAAGGUUGCAGCCAAAAAGUACUGUGACUUUGACAUUCCUACCCAGUUCACGGGAGUGUGGCGCUACCUGAACAAUGCCUAUGCAAGAGAGGAGUUCAGCCAAACGUGCCCGGCAAACAUAGAAAUUGAGAAAGCUUACGAGAGUGUGGUCAGACAGAGGAAAUGAGCUGCUCCCCAGUCUAUCCAUUCACAGUUAAAUCUCUAAACACCCGCAAUACCCAAAACACGCUACCGAGGAGAGGGGGAGGCACAUUAUGAAUUUAUAUCUUCUAUAAAUAGUUUUUGGAAAAUCUAUCACUUGCAGAUGGA
Chanos chanos (milkfish) is the source of this 1044-nucleotide messenger RNA. It is a transcript of the gene clic2, whose product is annotated as chloride intracellular channel 2. NCBI's taxonomy places the organism in Eukaryota, Metazoa, Chordata, Actinopteri, Gonorynchiformes, Chanidae. The coding region runs from base 167 to 901 and encodes 244 amino acids. The record is from RefSeq and is a predicted model, not a curated record. Gene Ontology annotation, molecular function: chloride channel activity. The transcript has 6 exons. Gene Ontology annotation, biological process: negative regulation of ryanodine-sensitive calcium-release channel activity; chloride transmembrane transport.